Herpailurus yagouaroundi (jaguarundi) is the source of this 522-nucleotide messenger RNA. It is a transcript of the gene SYCE3, whose product is annotated as synaptonemal complex central element protein 3. Gene Ontology annotation, biological process: spermatogenesis; synaptonemal complex assembly; reciprocal meiotic recombination. The record is from RefSeq and is a predicted model, not a curated record. The transcript has 3 exons. Gene Ontology annotation, cellular component: central element. NCBI's taxonomy places the organism in Eukaryota, Metazoa, Chordata, Mammalia, Carnivora, Felidae. Bases 101 to 367 code for a protein of 88 amino acids.
GCAACGGAAAGGGGCGGGGUGCCUUUCCGAGCUUGGACCUCGUGCCCCAGGCUGCGUAGGUGGACGGCGGAUCCUGACACGAGCGCAGGCGGUGCGGGAGAUGGCCGAUUCUGAUCCUGGAGAAAGAAACUAUGACAACAUGCUGAAAAUGCUGUCAGACCUGAAUAAAGACUUGGAAAAGCUACUAGAAGAGAUGGAGAAAAUCUCAGUGCAAGCCACAUGGAUGGCCUACGACAUGGUGGUGAUGCGCACCAACCCCACACUGGCGGAGUCCAUGCACAGGCUGGAGGAUGCCUUCCUCAACUGCAAGGAGGAGAUGGAGAAGAACUGGCAAGGGCUGCUCACUGAGACCAAGCACAAACAGUAGGCCCCCUGCCCACCCACGGCCACCGUGCUUCUGCCUGCCAGUGUGGAGAAGCCCCGGGGGCACAGAGCCCUCUCUGCUUGGCAGAGUAACAGCAACCGUAAUAUAUAGCUGUAUGGACUGUACUUGUUUUUCAAUAAACUUAUUUUUAAGAGCAA